AUGAUUGUAAGAAUAUUUAACAAGCCAUUAAUCUCUUUCUUCUUUCAAUACAUCCUGAUUCACUUAACGUUGUACAAAGGACAAAUGCAGACACAAGUUACAGGGGAUUGGACAACAUCAAUACCUGAAAACUUAUUGGCAGAAAAUAAUCAAACCUGGAGAUUGGUUAAAUGCAUUUAUGAUUCUGAAGAUGUGGCUUCAACCGAGACACGAGUGUUUGGUGAUGAUUACACAAUGGCGAAAAAAAGACAAUGGAACCAGAUGAAUGCUUCUGAAUUCAAAAAAGUUGAUGAAGCUAAAUUAGAAAAACCUUCAAAAUAUAAGUAUGGAAACAGAAGACCAACCCUGGUAGAAGCUCUUACCAAUGGGGAUAAACUACCAAUGAGGAUUUUCUGGGCUUUGUUUUCACAAUUGUCUGCAAUAUCAGAUUUUCCUGAUGAAGAAACAUUGAAUAAAAUCAGGAAAUGUUCCCCCAGUGGAACCAUUUAUGACAGUCACGUGAUUCUGUGUCCAUUUUGCCGAGUUAGGACAAAGUUGCCCUUAGGCCACAUCCCACCAUAUAUUGACGAAGUGAUCUGUGAACAAACCAAUGUGGCUUGUUUCCAGAAACAAGGCAAGUGUUUUCAGAGAUAUAUGAAGAUAACUGCUCUCCGAAAUAUUCACGGCAGCCAUUGCUUAUUGGCAGAUCAAAAUGGCCACCAAUUUUGGACAGGAAAUUGGGAAAUUUAUGAUCAGAAAGUGCGUGUCUCUUGUGAGUGUCUUUUGGAUAAACGUUCCAGGUUCCUUAAAUAUGCUCUCAGCUACAAAUGA
This is a messenger RNA of Acanthosepion pharaonis, 810 nucleotides long. NCBI's taxonomy places the organism in Eukaryota, Metazoa, Mollusca, Cephalopoda, Sepiida, Sepiidae. The record is from the annotation of a GenBank genome assembly.